Molecule: messenger RNA, 4014 nt
Organism: Aspergillus saccharolyticus JOP 1030-1
Lineage: Eukaryota; Fungi; Ascomycota; Eurotiomycetes; Eurotiales; Aspergillaceae
Exons: 5
Coding region: 1-4014 (1337 amino acids)
Cellular component (GO): cytosol
Molecular function (GO): palmitoyltransferase activity
Source: RefSeq, a predicted model, not a curated record
AUGGGAUUACUCCGCACAAUAGCGCUGGUAAUUCUUGGAAUUUCUGGCUUUGUAUUCGUCGCUCUCUUCGGCAGAUUACCUGCAUUUCGCAAAACUCCAAUUGGGUUUCUUCACAGGGCGCUUUGGAUACAUAUCCCCAAUGGAUUCGCAUACUUCGAUGAUCGACUAUUCAGUGGCCGGCUUUUCUCCUGCUGUAGUCGAGCUGCUAAUUAUGUUCUCAACGAGAACCACCCGCUUGUUCUUAUAUUCUUUGCCUCGCUUCUAGUAGCAGGCCAAUGCAUGUUCAUUCCAGCCGCUUGGCCGAGGAUUUCCGUGACUCAUCAUGUCUGGAUACCGCUGGCUGUACUCCUCCCUUAUUACUUCCUUUAUGUGAGCAUAACCACCAAGUCCUUCAUCACGACCAGAAACCACGCGGAGGAGGUGGAACGCUACCCUUACGACCGGGUGAUUUUUCAUCCAGGACACCGCUGCAGUACGUGUCGAUUUGUUAAGCCGGCGAGGAGCAAGCACUGCAGCACUUGCAAAGCGUGUGUUUCCCGACACGACCAUCACUGUGUAUGGCUUAUGAACUGUGUGGGGUUGCAAAACUACCACUAUUUCCUGUCGCUAAUAGUAUCGCUGUGCGUCAUGCUCACUUAUGGCUCGUGCCUUGGAUACACUCUGCUGUAUCAGACCUACGACAAAUUGGUUCCUGCAGACAACCCUCUACGACGCGAGCGUCAAGACUGGAUUACCUUUUUCAACAUCUGGGCUGUGGUGAUUGCUGCUGAUGUUCGCAUCGGCGCAACGACCCUGUUGAUGACCAUGACAGCUCCUUUGGCGGGGGCUUUCCUUGUCUACCAUACCUAUCUGAUUUGGGCCGGUAUGACUACUAAUGAAAGCGCCAAGUGGUCAGACUGGAAGGAGGAUGUGGCCGAUGGCUACGUGUACAAGUCAACCAAAGGCGAAAUAUAUGGCAACUCCCCCUUGCUCGCAGAAUAUCAAGGGUCUCAAACAGACUGGCCCAUGAGUAGCGAGCAGAUUCUCGCUCUCACUGACGGAGAAGCACCCAAGGAAGGACACCUACUGUCUCCGGAUUCCAACGAGAUUUCGCAGCCCAGCAGCGGGGAUGCUGCUAUCGACCCGCGGUGGCGUCUGGUACAUAGCAUGCGCGAGAUUGAGAAUAUCUAUGACCUGGGAUUCUGGAACAACCUGCGUCACGUGUUUGGGCUUUCGAUCCGACCGAAGUUGUGCUGCUGUUCACCAACAAGCACCACUCCAUUUUACCCCCCCUCAAAGAUGGCCGACCGGCCAGCAGCAGCAGCGGAGAUGAAACCCAAGUGCACCCCCGCAGAGCUUAUGCUAAAGGUCAUUCUAACGGGGACUCUGAGCCAUUAUGAAACCCGCGGGAUGAUCGACGAUAAACGUCUAGAACACAUGCUAUCUGCGGGCAAGCAGAUUCUCUACAAGACACAUCAAGAAAGCGAUGUCAGGCAUAAUCUCGGCCUGUCACCAGACAUCUGGCAAGGAUUCACCGAUGUUCUGACCAAGGCAAUCCCUGUACUCGAGUCGCAGUCAUUUGCUUGGAAAAGUCCCCCAAACGCCAACUACGACCACUCCUCCUCCAACCUCAUCGCCUACAACUACUUCUCGCUUGUUAAGGAUAUUGAGCGCUUGAAUGAUUUGUGUACCAUCGCCCGCAAUCUUCUCGCCACCACCAAGAAGGCCCAGAAUAUGGCGGCGGAAAAAGGCUUCGAUCAGCGGAUCCUAGCACUGGUCGACACCUGUGUGAGAGUGACGGCGCGGGGAUUUGACGGGGAAACGAACGCACGGAAUGAGGAGCGGUGGCAGAAAGUCGUCAACCUUUACAAGCGCCUCUUGAUAACGUGCCUGCAGUUCAUGCACAAUUUUAUCAUGCAUAACGAGCAGCGGAAGAUGGUUUUGUGGCUGGACCUUUUCGGAUACCAUUCGACUGGAGAUUCAAACAUCAUUCAACCGAGAGAGCCGCUUGACCCGGCAUUCGCGCAGCCGGAAGGGAUGGCGCCGAUUGUCAAGACCGGAGAACGGAUAGUCAACCCCCCGAUCAGGGCGCUCUAUGACCAGACUGCGGAGGAUUUGCUUCUGGAGACGAUUUCCAAUUUCCCGAGGGAACCCGCCACGAUCAAGGAGGAGGCAGCCAUGCUUCUUCUCGCGAACAUCAAAGAUCACAUGGAGAAACUGCUCGGGCGCGACCUGACGGCCAUACAGGAAAUGGGGAAGGACCCGGAACAGGUCAAGGAGAUUCGCGCGGCUCUGACUGCUAUUCUCGGGGCCAAGGUCGAUGGGUGGUCUGAUCUCCAAGACAGAGCCAAAGACCUUCCGCCAGCCCUUCCGGAAGAUGAACCACCCCGCAAGAAGGCGAUCGUGUCGAUAGACCGAAGUGCAACAGCUGGUUUCCCACGAGUCUGUUGGACCGAUCUUCCUGAUCUGAGCGAAUACGGGGCGCUUUCAGCUGGUGACGCAGUUGUCAUGGAGGAGGAUAUGAAUAUGCCCCGGUCUGCGCAGUCUGCAGCCGAAACUUUACAAGAAGCCAAGGACGAGUUGAUGGCACGCUUGCAAGAGAGCUCCCAGAUUGGAGGGGAUGGAGACCAGGACUACGAUACUGGGGACGCGGGCACAGUUGGUGAUGACGACUCACGCAGUCUGGAGGCAGUCGCGGAUGGAAGCAUGGAGGAGGAAGAGGAAGACGACGACGAGGAUGACGAUGACUACCGCGGCCGUCCAGGAGACCAACAACGCGGCCUACUGACAGACAUUCCGCUUGUGCUAGGUCCGGCGGAGAUUGAAGCGCUUCCGAUGAUCAUCCAAGCGGGUAUUGUUGACAGCUUCGGACUGAAGGGCGGGGAGAGAACGGGGUCGCGGAAUAUGCAGGCCCUGCGAUGCCAUAUUCUGCUCACGCAAGAAACCGGUCGAAACCUUCUAAGAGAACUGUUGAUCUUCAUUGCUGCUUGGGAUCUCCCUGAUGACGAGCUCUACUUCAAGAUGAUGGUGCAGAUCAUGGAUGCGGUCCUGAAAAAUGGUCUUAUGUCCCAUGCAUACUCUGAUUUCGGCCAGCCUAAGGAUAUCAUCUCUCCUGCGCAAGCAGUCGUGGUCAAAAUACUCACCCAUAUCUUCCGAGCCAAGUAUUCUCCGGCUUCGGUCACUGGCACUCCUCAGCACGCCUCAACUAAGAAUCCGGCUCCUCUGUCGCGAGUUGAUAUCCUAACCGUUCGCUACAUCUUCACCAUCUUCCGAGGCAACAUCAUCCCUGAGACCUGCGCCUUGAUUUACUUGCAGGGUCAAAUCCGAGCCGGAAGAGCCUUGCCAGAGGACUUCCCGUUGAACCUGUGGGAUAUGGAGCGAGUUUACGAAGGUGUCUACCAGUUUUUGGAAUUUUUCGCUGUGUUGACUGAGAACAACGAUUGGAAGAACCUGCUUGUCAAAUGGGAGAUUGUGUAUGACUUGGUGACAUUGAUUAAGGAGCUUGAGGCCAGCAUUCCCAAGGGCCAGCUGAGUUCUCUUACUGUGGGACGCAACAGCCCCUCCAGGGAUCAUCAAUCCAACUCGAGCUCCGGCCCUGUCGCAGUUGAAAGACCAUACGAUCCCGGUGACCCCGACCCGGUUGAUGCUGGGCCCGGAUCGCGAGCGGAGUCGCCGCCCAUUACAGAGGAUCCUUCGGAGUUCGAGUGGCGCAAUCUCAAGAAGCUGGUUGUGCUUGUUCUCUCGUCUCUGGUGUGGAAGUGUCCGGAGGUCCAGGAUCAAAUCAGGCGCUACGGGGGUGUGGAGACUAUCCUGUCCUGCACCAACUUUGAUGCUCACAACCCCUACAUCAAAGAGCAUGCUGUGAUGUGUCUGAAGUUCUUGCUCGAGGGUAACCGCGAGAAUCAGAAAAUGGUCGAAGAGCUGGAAGCGCGCGAGGUGGUUAAGGACGAUAAUGGAGUUCUGGAGCGAAGCGGUCUGGAAGCUAUCAUUGACAAGGCAGGGAAACUGGCCCUUCGACCCAGAGAGGAGCUCUGA